UUGGGGGGCAUUUCUAGCUCUUCAAGAGGGAUCUCAUUCAUAGGAAAUUCUCGGCGUUGCAUGGAAGGAAUGACGUGAUCUGUCAUGUAAAGGAUCCCGUGCGCCCCAAGUGGUGUGCACUGUUCAAUGUUUGCAUAGAAAGCGUGGCUCAUGGGACCCGACUACCCACUCGGUUAUUUCUGAACCAGCCCAUGACAAGCCAAUGGCUAUAGCUAUACCUAUAGAUCUAUAACUGUUUUUGGUGGUAGGAUUACACACAGAAAUGAACGUAAGUAACUAACUUUAUUAAAUUUAUAUUAUAAAUAGAUUGUGGGUUUUUUCGAUACUAAGAUUAUAUUUGUUUCUCUUGUCACUAAAAACGAAGAAGGCAUUACUUAUAUGAUUAUUAUCUACGGCUAAGUUUAAAGUCUCAUGAUACUAUUUUGUUGGUUUUUUUUUGGAUUAAUUUUAUGAUCCUUAAGGUACUGUCAUUUCUUUUAGUACAGAUAAAUAAACAACAAAUAUAUGAAAUAACAUAUUUCGUAAAUUUAACCAUAUUUAAAAAUUUAAAAAUUUAUUUUAAACGUUAGUAAAGUUUUCAAACAAAUCAAAGGUGCCACUCCCCCCAACCCCCCCCAACCCCCCCACCCCCCACUCCCCCCCAAAAAAAAAAAAAACAAACAAAAAAACAAACAAACUGCUUAAUACAUUUAUUUAUUUAUUUAUUCUACUUCUAGAGUAUUAUUUUAAAAUGUUUCUUAUUCUAACCGAGUUACCAUUUAUUUCAACAAAUUUAUCUCAUAUGCUACAAGCAGCUCUACGCGUGGUAAGAAAUGUAAAAUUGGUAGAGGAAAAGAAACUUUAGAAAGACAAUUUUUUUUUGUAAAGUUGACGUUUCAUAUAAAAAUCUUUCCAUAGAAAACUACAGUAAAGACAAUCUUAUCGAAAAUAGUUAUUUUGUUGAUCUUUUUUUAAAAAAAGAAAACUGCCUCAGCUCUAGACGUGACUGGGUAAAAAAAAACAAAAAAAAAACGCUUUUACGAUGUUCGGACUCAGCAAGAAGUCCCACAAACCCACGACAUUCUAUGCACUAGCGUUCUGUAUCCAUGUGGUGGCCUUCGUCCUGAUGGCCAUUGGGAUGUUCACCCCGUACUGGUCAGAGAUCACGGAGCAAGUCGGGACGUCAACUACCAACUUGAAGUACGACAAGGGUAAGAAUGAACUGAUGACAUCAAGUUUAGUAUUAUUAUAGUUCUGACAUUCAACAAUAUUUGACAUUCCACAAUUUUUUUAAUUCUUUCAUUCAACAAUGUUUUAAUUCUGAAAUUUAACAAUUUUUAGUUCAGUAACUUUAUUUCAAAGCAAAUCAUUAUUCCUCUUUUUUUUUUCUUUUCUUUGGCCAUUGAAAAUUGUCCACGUGAGAAAUGAAACUGUUACUAAUGAUAAUGUUCCUGUAAUCUGGUGAGUAUAAAGUCAAAACAACUUGUUGUGACAGCAGCUGUCGAACAAACAUUCGGAAGAUAGCUGUGACAUCGGCUGUCGAACCAACAUUAGGACGAUAGCUGUGACAGCAGCUGUCGAACCAACAUUGGGAAGAUAGCUGUGACAGCAGCUGUCAAACAAAAAAUUGGCAGUAUAACAAAACAAUCUCAAGGAAAAAAAAUAUACCAGGCAGUUCUGAAAAAUCUAUAAAUUGUCUUGAAAGUUCAUCUUUUCAUGACUGAACAAUGUUAUAAUUUAUAAAGCUGUUCUUUUGUCCCGUGAAAUUGCACGUAAGACACUGCAACAGCUGACUUCGUUCCGAAAUUUGGCAACAAGUUUCUUUAUAAUUUAAUGACAUAUAUGUUAAACCUCUAUGAAGAGCUUUUUCUUAACAAAUAGUCACAUUGUAAGCUUAUUAAGAUAGCCAAAAAUGUCUUUCAAUAAAGAAACUUUUUACCAUUCUGUCCAUAAUUGUGCAAAAUAUACUCAAAUUCGCAAGUUUUCCUUGACUACAGUUUUCAGAAAUUCAAUCACAUAUUCUAACGAAACAUUUGGGUUGCCGACCGGUCUAAACUGCUUUAAUCCCAAGCUUCUGGACUGGAGUUCAAUCGCGCCCCCCACCCCCACCCCCCCCCUCCCCGUAACUUCCCCAAGCAAAAGCCAACACAUGGAAAGACAUGGGUGUUUGGUUCUCGAUAACCUUGGAGGACCACUUAUACACGUGAUGGGCAACAUGCAACUGAUGGGAAACUACCUUUUCACGUGAUCAAAUUAUGGAAACAAGUUAGAAAAGAAAUUGGUUUUAACUUAACUUCAACUUUAAAACCAAAUGGUCUCACCCCAUUCAAACACAUUAUAGAAUCUAACGUGGGCCCAUCGCCAGGACCGUGCCGAGGCAAAGGACGGAAUUAAACUAAGACCAUCGGUGAACGCUCCUUCUGCUUCCAUGGGCCCACGUUCUGGAACCAGCUCCCCUUCCAUAUCCGUCAUUGUGAAACCUCGUCCAUUUUCAAAAAGUCCCUUAAAACUCAUCUGUUUAGGUCCGCCUAUGACCUGUGAUGCACCCUCCUUGCCCUGCCUCAUUUUUCUGUUUCGGGUUGAUCCUGAAGUAUAGGCCAAAAUGUGUCAAAGUGUCCUCGUUUUAUAGCCAUUGUUUCUAUAGUAGAGUAGUUACUAUCCUAGUGUCUCAUUUUUAUUUUACUUAGUUUACAUGUUUUAAUAAUUGUAAAGCGCUUAGAGCUUUAUGGUAAGCGCUAUAUAAAAAUGCCUAAAUAAAUAAAUAAAUAAAUUAAAUCGUUUGGUACAAUUUUGACUUUUGGAGGGAUCCAAAAUUUGAAUAUGCUCGGAGAUUAAAAACAAAAUUCCUCUGCACCGCCCUGCUUAUAGUGCAUCUUAAAAUCAGAUCAUUAUUUUAAAAUAUAUUUCCGUGUAUUCGUCAUGAUUUUUUUUUAUUAUUUCAUAAACUUUGCAUUCUCCAGGUCUGAUAAUGAGCUGUUCUCAAGCAAAGAGUUGCGAGGCCAACAUUUACUACACAUCAGCAUCAAGUGAGUUGUAAUGAUGGGUGUAAGUUGUUGUGAGAUGUAAUGAUGGCUGUAAGGUUGUUGUGAGAUGUAAUGGUGGAUGUAAGGUUGUUGUAAGCAUGUAAUGAUGGAUGUAAUAUUGUUGUGAGCAUGUAAUGAUGGAUGUAAGGUAGUUGUGAGAUGUAAUGAUGGAUAUAAGUUUGUUGUGAGAUGUAAUGAUGGAUGUAAUAUUGUUGUGAGAUGUAAUGAUGGAUGUAAUAUUGUUGUGAGAUGUAAUAAUGGAUGUAAGGUGUUUAUUUUCAAUAAAAAGGUAAGAGCUUGAAGAAAUUUAAUUGAGUAACGGUUGAGAUAUAGCAUAUUAAUAUAUGUUUGGCGUCUCGUGUCGUGUUCAUAAGAGGGCGAAGUUAAAUCCUAUGGCAGGGUAGGCAUAUGACUAGGGCAUCAGUUUAAGCCCAAUUUCAAGUAGGGCAAAUUGUGGGGUUAAAAUCGAAUCCGUUUAUGGUGUCAUUGUUUACGACGGUAUUGUCGUAGUCCUUUCCAUAGCUCUAAAUUUGACUGCGGGGUCAAGAGCCUAAACUUCCGCUACCUUAAACAGGCAUACCGGUAUUUUUAAAAAGCGACCACAUAAAACCGGUACAAGUCUCUACAUAUUUUUUUUUAACGAUCAUUUAUGUAAACAGGUGAUGACGACCGCAUCACAAUUCCGAUUACUUAGAGAGGUACCGGUUUAAUGCGGUUCUAUGUUUUUGAAUUGGUAUCAUUGUGUUAUGUUUGCUUGGUUAGAACAUUAUUUAUGUUAUUUAUGUGGUGAAAAUAAAUGUAUACAAUGUAUCAGGGUUUGUGAUUUCUAACAAGCGGGAAACGUUGCAACGCAUCGCGUCUUGUUACUAUUUUUAGACAAUCUUUUUUUUUAUUUAAAAAAGUAGCUUUUAACAAUGCAUCACCUCAUAUAUAAAGAAGUAGCUUUUAACAAUGUAUCACCUCAUAUAUAAAGAAGUAACUUUUCUUUUGGUUAAUUCUUUAGUACACUAAAGUUGUAAACACUUUUCGUCUAGGAUAAGGCUCACGUUAACGUAAAAGCACCAAACAGUUGCUGAGAGAUUUAGCCAAUCGGGAUACCAGGAUGUUUUAUUGAUAUCUUAAUGAGAUUGGCCAGGCUGAAAGCCCGGAUGUUCCAUUAAUAGAGUUCCGCCAUGAAAUGACCAAACCCUAUUUUAAAAUAAUCGUAUCCUUUCUUAAUUAUUACAAUAUUUAUUAAUAGAUCAAUAUACAAGCCCUGUUUUCAUUUCCCCUUUACAGAGGUCUUCUUCGCAUCCUUUGUGAUUGGAAUCAUUGCCAUCAUCAUUGGUUUCUUCACCUUACAGCUGUUUUGUGCCGGGCUGUUCAUCAGGAGUUGUCGGGAGACCAACCUCGGCAUCCCGGUGGCGGUCAUGUCCAUUUUUGAAGGUGCGCACAUUUGAACACAUUUAGUUGAAUUCGAUCAUUGAACAAACGACCUGCGAGUUAUCCUGCUUGAGAUUUGUCGGCUCAGUUACUGUAUGGUGUGGCAUCGUAUGCAUGUUAAUCUGGACGAGAACAUUCAAAGCGUAGAAGAUGGUCAAGUAUUUUGGCCUGAGAAGAAAUAUAAUUUCCAAAUGAGUCCCAUGAUGCCAGCUUCAUGUGAAAGAUUAUUAUAGCCACUCCAUUGAGUCAUAAAUAUGAAUCUCUCAUGGAUGACCGGUUUAUCAGCCGUCCGUUCCCCAUUUCAACGCCAGCCAUACUUGAUUGAUUCUGACUCAACGGUAGCACAUCCGCGCUCAAGUGUCAAGUCUUUCAGACUGACCGGUAGCAAAUCUGGGGUUACAUGUCUGGUCUUUCUGACUCGACUGUAACAAAUAUAUGUUCAAGUGUCCAGUCAUUUUGACGCAGCAGUAGAUUUUCUUGGGUCAAGUGUCCAGUAUUUUUGACUCAACGGUAGCGAAUAUAGGUUCACUGGUCUAGUCUUUCCAGACAUGAUAAAAUACAGACCUCCAUCUGUAGGUGUACAUAAAAGAUUUUUAUUAAUUUACUUAACGUCAAAGAAAUUCAACUUUCAAACAGCGAUUCAACUCUAUUCUAACUUGUUGAAUUUUUUGAGGAUGAAUUGAAGUUGAAUAGCGGGGUGGUGCCCCAAGAAUGGUACUGAAAGGAUUGUCCAAAGAGGGUCUCAAUUGUCAAUUCCAGUAGGACACUAAUAGAAUCAGUAGUAGAGACAUCAGUGUUCCUUGGCACUAUUUUCUUUCUUAUAUGUAACAAGAUUUUGGUCAUAAUGUAUCGUACAGUCAAAGUUAAUCUGAAAUGUCCUAUAUAAAGGGAUUUAAAUAUUGUAAUCAAUUAAAAACAAUUAGUGUAAAGUGUUACGAUUUAAAUGUAAUUUGUAAGGUCUACUCUCACAGGCUAUGACCUAACGGAGGCGUCCAGGCGCUUGGUCCAUUAAAAUGUCUACCAUCAGAGGGGUCAAGUUAACUUCAAAUGGGUGUUCACCUCUAAGUAUCUUCUGCUUUCUGGCCCGGGUAGUGAGUGAACUCUAGGUGGCUUUUGUUCUCUGGCCGGAAAGUCGAAUGUAGUGACCACGCAGUACACCUGGAUGAAUGUAUCGUUUCUAACGCAUUAAAAUCAAACAAUGAAUUCUACACCUUGUCUGAUUCAAUAAAAAUUUCCUGUGGUUUGCCUGCCUGUUCUCACCGACACUGUAUUCGGGGCUGCAAUUUUCAAUAACUUUAUAAUUUUUUUUUAAUUUCAGGGGCAUUACUCAUCGUGACUCUUAUUUUCUUUGAAAUAUCCAUCGGCCAGGACACCACGGCUGGGAACAUUCACAGAGAUGACACAUUCGGGUUUUCCCGAGGUUUAAUCAUAGGCUCGGUUGUUCUCUAUUGGGUCUCAUCCUUUUUCAUCAUAGGGGAAUACUUCAGGAGACUUAACACGUAAGGUUUUGUAACAUUUUUUUUAUAGGCGCUAAUGAUUACAUUUACUUUAAUGGUUACAUUCAUUUUAAUGAUUUAAUUAUUUUGCACCAGAGAAAAGAAACCAUCCAUCGUAAUGAAAAAGAAUUUUAAUAUUUAUUAUAAAAAUGCGUAAAAUUGGGGGGGGGGGGGGAUUUAGUUUUUAUGGCUCAUUUCUAUCCAGAAAAAAAAAUUAUUUUUAUACACUUAUUGCAUUCAUCUCAGGUCGUAGAGUCGUGAUGUUGAUUUGCGCUCCGUGUGAAGUACUUGCUUGGGUUGUGGGCAUUCUUCGUCCACUCCGGGCUCUUAACUGGGGAAACGUAACAGAAUGGACUUCAGUUAGAGCUUUAAAAAAUUGAGAUUGAUGCAAGAGAGAAAAACAAAAAGAUCACACCCAACUUCUUUAAACGUUUGUUCAAAAACUCUGACGACCAAAACCUUUUAGGAAAGUUUAGAUGAGAACAGUGAGGAUUUAAAAAAAAAAAAAAGUUUUAUUUAAUUAACUGCUGUUUGGGGGCCUGGUGGUCUAUACUAAGGGGCUAGAAGGAUGCAAAUAGUUGUAUUUUUUUAUAUUUUGCGCUUUGAAAUAAUCAAGCUGCUAAAUGGUAUUUAUGUGGAAUAACGUAUGAAUUUUUAUGGCUGGAAGUCCCAGAACAAGCCAAUCGGUCAAGUAGCUAGCAACAAAAGGGAUUAGGAGUCUAGGAGAGAUUGAUACUUUUGUAAUACACCGAGAAAAAAAAGGGGGGUUUUAAAAUUAGAUUCCUCUUUUAUCGUGAGGAGCGAAUUUUAGAACAGUAAAUACGUGGAUGGAUAAGAACCGAGUAUGUAAGUUUUCCCACUGUCGAGAUUUACAAUUGAGAGAAUGUGUGUAUUCAACGUCCACACAGAAGAUGUCCAAGUACAGAUUGUGAUUGUUGCCAUGUUGUUUAUGCACGGUCAGCAAAGAAGUUAUCCCAUAUUUAAAUCAUUGAUAUAAUGUUUCUACAAACGUCCACAGGGAAGCGGUUCCCAAGCCAAUCCCGAGCAGGACGACGAGGGGCCCACCACCACCACAAAGACCCAGAAAUGAUUACGAGAGAGGUACAGGGCCUCCCCCUUACAAGUAGUGGUCUAAUAAUAACUCCGAGAACUUUCACCGUCAUUAAAUUAAUGCAGGGAUCUCAUCUCAUUGAUUAUUUUAAGUAUAGAUCUAGUUUCGUUGGGUUAAGAAUUUAAGACAGAAAAAAAGAGAAAGAGAAAAAAAAAAAGAAGAAGAAAGAAUGAAAGAGGAGACAGACAUUUUGAAUUAGUAUUUAGUAAUAACGACUAAUAUAAAAACACUGAUCAAACUCACAGCUUUAAUUAUUUAUAUUUUUUAUUGAAAUUUAAUUAAUUUUGUAACAUAUUUUAACUAGGAUUUAUUUCUGUUUCUAUAAACAUUAUUUUCGGUAUUUUUAUUUAAAUUGCAUGAUGAGCUAGUGGUAAAAAUAUAAGCAACAGAAAUUUGUUGAUGGUCUAACAACAUUUUAAUAUAUAUAUAUAUAUAUUAGGGGUAUGAUAUUUUGAUUUUUUAAAAAUAAUUUAAAGUGGGGGGGGGGUGGGGACUGGGAGUUGGGUCAUAAACAUCAUGCCAAUGAGAUUAAGUCUUUAACAGGCUUAGUCUAGACUUAGCAAACUGAACCUAUUACACUUAACGUAUGUAAUGUGUGCUACUCACAAGUGGUCAGAAUAUGGUUGUUUCGACAAAGAUUCACUUUUUAUACUUUGUUCCAACGUUUUUACUCCAAUCAUAGGCCCAAGCUUGAAUUGUAAAUUUCAAGCUACAAUUUGUUUAUUGGUUUACUAUAUAAUUUUGCUCAAUUAUUGAAUUUUAUAUUUGUGACAAUAUUAUUCUGGAAUUAUGCGGGUACAAUAUGUUGGUUUUUUUUUUUUCCGUCUUUAUCAACAGUAUUUACUAUCUUCCAUAAAAUAUACUGAUAUCGUGUAUAGCCUUGAGAGGAAUCAAGGUGGCAUAUCAAUAUUACAGAAGAGUAUUUAUGAUAUAAUAAUAUAGCCUACUUCUCACCGGUUUUACUAAGAAAUUAUUCAUGCUGUAAUCAUCUGAUAUUUAUUUAUUUUUUUUUUUAAAUUAAAUAAUAUAUAGUUAUGAACAAAACAAAAAAUUCGUUGCUGUUUCUUUCAUUUCUCCUCGUUGUUCUUUCUAAUCAAUGUUUGGAGCUUUUUUUUUUUUUUUAUACAAAAUUAUUAAAACGCGACAAUUUUAAAUAAUUCUAAAAAAUACAGCUUAAUACACACAACAUGUACAACUAAUAAUUUAAAAAGUAAGCUAGUAAGUAUUUUUUUUUUUACAAAAUUAUUAAAACGCGACAAUUUUAAAUAAUUCUACCCCCAAUGUAAUUUUUUACUCUAGUAUACUUUUAUGAUACAAAAAAAAAUACAGCUUAAUACACAACAUGUACAACUAAUAAUUUAAAAAGUAAAGCUAGUAAGUAUUUUUUUUUUUUUACAAGCAUUUAUAUAUUUUUAAAACAGUCAAUAUCCUAAUGGAAAUGUGCAAAAUGGAAACUAAAAUAAAAAACUGAAUACAGUGUUCAUGAACAGUUUUUAAGUCAUUGUAAGAGAGGUUUUUAUUUCAUUUGUUUUUUUUAAAUUUAAUUUUUUAAUUUAUUUAUUUUCUUAUAAUUUAAUCAAACAAAUUUAAACGUUUCUGUUUUCCUUAUAUUCACUGAGCAAUUCAGUUACUUUUGAGCAACUCCGACUAACAACCAUUGACGAUACAUUACUUUUAAAAUAUGACAUUUUAAAAAUUUUUUUUAUUCCGAAAACAUUUUUAAUAAAAAAAACAACACAUUUACGUAAUUAUUAAAUUAAUUUCCCACUAGUGGCUACCAUCUAAAAAACUUCUAAAUCUAUGAUCAAGGAGAAAGAUGAUUUUAAUUCCUUUCAAAGAAAUCCUGGCACGAACAUAUCAAGUUAAAAAAAAAAAAAAACACAAAUUUUGUCUCUAAAAAAUCGUAUAUCUUGAUGUAUCUGCAACAUUUAAAUUUCAAUACUGGAGCUAUUCUAAUUUUUGAGCUCAGAGAAAGUCUUACCAUUCUCUCAAACAUUUAUCAAUCUAUCCAUUUUGACAGUCGUUUGUCUUUUUUCCAUUGACUGACAUAAAUAAGUGGCAAAGUAGUUGGCAAUAGGUUGCCUUUGUCGAGACUGCCAACUAAUUUUCAUUAUAAUAUAAGAUGAAUAUACACCGCAUUUUGACGAGAUUAUUGUGUCUCCAUUACUGAUACAUGGAUGAUCAUAAAUUGAAUAUAAUAAUUUAACAAAAGAUAUUAAGAGCAUUAACCAAUGUUUCUUUCAAGAAAUUAAAUCAAAUUUUAUUUUAUUUUUAAAUUCCCGAUUACACAUAAUUAUUUUUUUACAAUAAGAAAUCCUACAACUAACUUAUCACACGUUUACUGUAAGGACCUCCAUCUGCUGACCACGAAAUAAACAAAUCAACAUAAUAUUUAAAUUCCGGUGUCCUUUAUACACACCUUAUCUAUGCCAGAAAAGUUAGAUUGGACAUAACAGUAGUCCUCUAUGACACUAUGCGACACCAAAUUUACUUCUAUUUUCAAAAUAUGUUCUGGCAAGCAAAUCUGACAGGCUUAGAGCACAUUUCCAACAGGUUUAUCGCACAACGCCUGCUAGAAAAAUGUAAGAGCAAUAAAAUGCUAUUUGAAACGACCGCAGUUUAAAUUGUUUUAUUUUCUCCUAAAAUAGAACUUAUAUUCCCGAUCUCUCGUAAUAUAUAUAUAUUGACAGAUUUAUUUUAUCCUCGUUACUUUUGCCAGAGAAGAGACUACGAGACCCCGUGGUUACCCAGGCGGCCCCUUCCCCGAGAAAAGCUCCAGUUGUCGCCGCGGCCGCCCCUCCCCCGUACAGCAAAAACAACCCUACCUACGUGGCAGACGAGGGCUGUGAGUACGAAUGAUUGUCAAGUAUUGUGAAUAACUAUCUGACCUCUGUCUUACCACUGUCUUAAAAACGUGUCGUAUAUAUAAACUGUUUUGUUUCUGUUGGAUAAUAUAAAUCUGCAAUGUAAUGGAGAAAAGUUGACUACAUUUUUCUUGAUCCCCCCUUCACCCCGUCAAAAAAAAAAAAAACGAAAACAAUCUGCCAGCCCAACGUGGCAUUCUUAAAAACGUUUCGUAUAUAUAAACUGUUUUGUUUCUGUUGGAUAAUAUAAAUCUGCAAUGUAAUGGAGAAAAGUUGACUACAUUUUUCUUGACCCCCCCUUCCCCCCGUCAAAAAAAAAAAAACGAAAACAAUCUGCCAGACCAACGUGGCAUGAAUGCAUGCAGCAGACCUGGGUGUCAGAUGUGCAACUAUGUGGCCGAGUCGCCAACCUUCUGGGGACCAGCCGGGGUGUUCAACAUUAACGAGACACUGACAUGUCAGGACAACCACGUCGUCUACGCGAUCAUAUGUAUGAGGGACGACAAGGUAAGCCUGUCACUGAUGGUUGUUGGGACCAUCCUUUCGUCAUAGCCAUCCAGGUAAGCCUGUCACUGAACGGUUGAUAAAACCAUCCUUUCGUCUUAUCCAUCUAGGUAAGCCUGUCACUGAUGGUUGAUAAAACCAUCCUUUCGUCGUAUCCAUCUAGGUAAGCCUGUCACUGAUGGUUGAUAAAACCAUCCUUUCGUCGUAUCCAUCUAGGUAAGCCUGUCACUGAUGGUUGAUAAAACCAUCCUUUUGUCAUAUCCCUCUAUCUGAUGGUUGUUGAAACCAUCCUUUUGACAAAUCCAUCUAUAUUCUUUCACAUUACUUGUACACGCUCUUUUAUCCAGAGAUGUUACCAUCCAAAACCAAUACCAUCGUACUUUCAUUUUUUUUUUCAUAUUCUAUCCUCUGAUGCCACACUUCACACACAUGGUGCUACUGUUACCCACACAACCACAGAGCCACAGUAUUAAGUCAAAAAGUCAUACUGCCGGUGUAUUAAGUCAAACAGUCAUACUGCCGGUGUAUUAAGUCAAACAGUCAUACUGCCGGUGUAUUAAGUCAAACAGUCAUAGUGCUCUUGUAUUUGUAUUACACCAAGACCGAGCUCACGAUCUCUCGCGUUUUAUUGGACAUUCAUUUUUUUUUAACUUGUAUUUUCUUCUCUAAUGAUUGAAUUCACCCGACAGUUUCUAUGGUUCGGCUUUGGUUGGAUCCCAUUUCAAGACUGUGCCAUGCAUUGUUGUGCCAUUCCUUUCCUAGCAGCUUGGCGACAAUACCGGCCCGCCUCUCUAACGCCAGGGCCGGGAUUGUCUCAGCGUGGUCUUGUUUCUUUCAGGUUUUCAUUGGCCACUCGACGUUGAAACUGGAGGAUACACUUAGGGUUCACCUGGCCAACAUACGCUCCAAUAACAACAGCGAUGCCGUGGCUUAUCACUUCUCAAGACCAGGCCACAACACACAGGACAUAAGGGUGAGUCGAAUCUGCUCUAUAGAACAAUAACAUGGUUUUACUAGACCAGGCCACAACACAUAGGACAUAAGGGUGAGUCGAAUCUACUCUAUAGAACAAUGACAUGGUUUCACUAGACCAGGCCACAACACACAGGACACAAAGGGUGAGUCGAAUCAGUCCAAUAGAACAAUGUUAUAGUUUCACUAGACCAGGCCACAACGGUCUGAUGGUGUCUUGAUAUAGUCUAUAGUGCAGUUGCUUUGGUGAUUCAGCAUAAAUAGUACGACUUUAAUUCAAUAUGCGAGUCCAAAAUUUACAAAUGCGAUGCACCUACCUCCUAAUACAUACAUAAAUAGUAAUAUACACAUUUCAAAAAAUAAUUAAAACAAUGAAAGUAGUCUAUGUAAAAACUUUCAUAGUUUCACCAUUCUUGGCUUAAAAAUUAUUAUGAUCAUGCAGCAAAAUUCAAGAGUGCGUAAUUAAGUCCUUAAAGUUAUUUGUCACUGGAUAAAUGAGAAGAACUGUUUAGUAAGUUUCAUAUAUAUAGGCCGUUAUUUUUCUUCGGAAAAUAUAUGUUAUGGUGCAUUUGUUAUAUUCCAAUAUGUCGUCAUGCUCAAAAUAAAACAUCACAUUAGCCCUUAUCAAACUGUGCACAAUGGAACACUGAGAAGUCAUUUUUUUUCUACCUUGCACCAGAUUUCUGCACUGGCCUCACUGAACUGUGACAACGAGACAAGAGCCAGGCUUGAGAAGUCACUGUCGUACAACAUGGACCAGCCCCACAGCUCCUACUACGGCAUUAACGAAGACUUUGAAUUCUUGUAAACUUAGCAUUUUGGGAUUGUCAUCUCAGACCUAAUAUUAUGCACCAUUUUACUGGACAUAAUGUCAUGAGAUAUUGUGCCAUGCUGUAGCUAAAUGACUAUGUUAUUGGACAUGAUGUCAUGAGAUAUAGUGUCAUGCUGUAGCCAAAUGACUGUGUUACUGGACAUAAUGUUAUGAGAUAUAGUGUCAUGCUGUAGCAAAAUGUCUGUGUUUACAUUUAAUGCCUUCUUUCUGAAGGUUUCUUUAUAGCAGUAGAAAAUCUGACAUGAAAAUACAGGCAACAUUAACAGAUAACUAAUGCAUUAUUUGAAUCCACUUUUUUUUUUAAUCAAUGAAUCUUAUCUUAUAUCAUUGAUAUCUCCAUUCCUUGUCUCACAAUGCCGAAACCUUUUU
This is a messenger RNA of Lymnaea stagnalis (great pond snail), 12572 nucleotides long. The record is from the annotation of a GenBank genome assembly. Lineage: Eukaryota; Metazoa; Mollusca; Gastropoda; Lymnaeidae.